Molecule: messenger RNA, 6258 nt
Organism: Lymnaea stagnalis (great pond snail)
Lineage: Eukaryota; Metazoa; Mollusca; Gastropoda; Lymnaeidae
Source: the annotation of a GenBank genome assembly
AUAAAAUGACAAAUCGAUGAAAGUGGAAAAAAAUUCUGAUGAAUAUUGAACACCGUACUCUUAGACCUUUGUGUUCUUUCCGUUUUGUCAUGUGGGUUUGUCACAUGACUUUUCCAAAUCUCGUGAUCAACGAACACAACAAAAGCUCAGUCGCACUGAGAAUUAGUGAGAAUAAGGUUCUGUGAAACGUGAAGAAGGUAAGUAAAAUAUUGGGUAUGGUAUAGUUAAAGGCUUAGGUACCGGUAAUUUAUUGUUGUUUAUGUACUUUACAAUAAAUGGUUGGUUCAUUUUACAACUGUAAUUUGUAGGCUAUACUUAAUACUUUGAUCGAAAAAAUGUUUUCAAAACCAAAAUCAGGAAAGUUCGGCUUAGUUCGGGGGUAUGCUCGCCUGAGGCUCAGGUCUCAGUCAGCAGACAUUUUCAUUCAGACAUUUAAUAAUUAUGCUUAAUUACUAAGUGUAAGUUAGUAAAUAAAGUUGGUAAAUGUUGGUUUGGCGUGCCAUUCAGUUACCAUGGCCGCCACCUUGAUUGCCACACGAGGUCAUGGCAACUAAGAUUAUAACGGGCUGUAAAAAAAAGGUGCAAACACAUCUGCUAGGCCAGCCAGGGAAACAGAAUGAGCUGAGAAUGUUAUGUUUUAUUGGCUACUUACAGAGAGGAAAGAUAAAUAGGAACAAAGCCUUAAAAUUUAAUCAAAUAAAUUUCAGUCCAUUAUUUAAUUUUGUGGAGAACAUAGUAACUUCAUUGUAUUCCUCUAGAUUCUAGAUAAUAGAUCAUUAUGUGGCAAGAGUUGUCAACAAUCUGCGGUCGCCCCCUUUUCUGUGGUAAUUUCAGCGGGUAGAUAAAUUUCAUUGCGAAGGUAGCAAAUUUAGUGCAUCCCUGUAGCUGGUGUAAUUUCAGCUGUUACAUUAAUUUCGUGGCGAACAUAGCAACUUUAUUGUACACAUUUGAUGGUCUGAAGCAAAAAUUACCCAUGGGUGGGCAACCGACCUUAUUGAAUAAUGAUUCAAUGCUCAGCUUAUUUUACUUAUACUUCGAAAUGCACAGUACUACAAGGUAUCUUACUUUUUUUUGGAUUAGGUUUGUCUUGUUAUAUUACUAUAUGUCAUGUAAGCACUAUCUUUUUGUUUUUAAAGUUUAGGAUAAGGCCCACAUGACAUCAUACAAUAUCAAAACUUGACAACCCAAUCCAUAAAUAGUAAUAAAUUAAAAAAAUAUAGUUCCAGAAUCACCUGAAUUUUAAAAAACAACAAAUAAACUCAAAAUAUGAGCUUGAAACAGUGCUUUAAAAAGGGUUGUGCUGUAAAAAUAGGUUGACUGGAGUUGCCUUUUUCAGUUUCUUUCCAGCAUUUACUUUUGUUACAAGGAAGUAGAAGAGCUGGGAUAUUUAAAAAAAAAAUAACUUAUAAAUAAAUUUCUAAGUUUUAUAAUUGUUCAGUCAUUACUGGGAAGGUGGUGAAAAUUUUUAGCUAUUUUUAUUAACAAAACAAAGUAAAUUACAAUAUAAAUAUUUUUUCACUUCUUGGAAUUUGAUGAUUUAGUUUUGUCUAAAGUGCAAUCUCUUAAAUGUGAAAAAAGACUACAGCAAACCAAAUAGUGUUAUAAAAGUGUCAGAAUUAUUAUUCACUUUGUUAAUUAUCUUGAAAUAUCCUCAAUAUUAGUGAAUAAUAUAGGAUACCGGUAAUGUAUUUACAGGAUUAAGUAAAGUUUAACCAUGUUACUGUUUGUCUUGGCAUUGUGCCUGGUCCUUGCUACAUCUUCUGCUCAGCUGUUGCGCCCAGAUUUUGGUAUUCUCAAUGAAGAUGAGAUUGACUACAUCAACAAUGCUGCGAAAACAACAUGGAAGGUUUGUGUUUAAAACUGGAUUUUGUAUUUUAUAUAAAUCAUGUAUGGUUGAUAUUUAUAAAGUUCUAUUCUAUUUUAGCAAACUGAUCUGAAUUAGUGAUAACUGUUUGUGUGAUAACAUUGUUUAUGCACUUGUCUUUUAAAUUUUAAAAAGAAAAAAAAGGGGUGAUUAAUUUUUUAUUGCUUUCUAUGUAGGGGUGGUAAUAUACACUAUAAAAGGGAAAUAAAACAUUGUACACAUUGUUGAGGCAUAAGAGUAUAAAUUUUUUAUUAAUUUAGGCUGGUCGCAACUUCCACCCUAAAGAUUACCUCCGUGUGAAAAAAAUCCUUGGUGUUCCCAAUAUGGCCAAAGCAGAAUAUCUAGCCCACCAGUUGCCUAGACAAGAGUUUGAACGAAAGCUGAACUCUUUCCAACUUCCAGAAAACUUUGACCCCAGGGUGCAAUGGCCCAAUUGCACAUCGCUCAAAGAAGUCAGGGACCAGGGCAACUGUGGAUCCUGCUGGGUAAUUACAAUUUUUAUAUUCCAUUUAUUUGUCCUGCCUGCCUAUAUUACCUGUCGCUUAAUAUAAAAAAAUGUAUUAGAAAAAAGUAUAAAUAUAAUUUAAAGUGGCUAGGUAUUCCUAUAUGCAUUUAAAAAAACAUAAGAAGAGACCCAUGACUGACUGAUAAAAAAAAAAUGUUAAGAACCCCUGUGAUAAGUCCAAUUGAGGAUAGCAAUUUUUUGUUAUACAGUUAAAAUGUCAAUCUGCUGGUGUUUAACAGUUCAGUGUUUUUCAAAAUUGGCUAAUUGCCCUUUUUUAGCUGGUACACAGAAGUUUCUAAAAUACAUGUACAAUACCCAGUGUAUACAAAUUCCAAAACACUACAAAUUGACGGUCUUACAUGCACUUUAAGCAUUUGAUUUAAGUGGAACAAAUUUCAACAAGUUUGAUAAUGCCUCUAAUAAAUAUUUUCUAUUUCAAUAAAUGUUCGUUUAUUUUUACAAUUAAAAUUGUUUUUAGAAAAGGAAAAAAUAAAAAGAAUGUGUCCAUUUCAUUUGUACUUCUCUAACCUCUCAGGCAUUUGGGGCCACUGCUGCUAUGACUGACCGCAUCUGCAUCCACUCGAAUGGCAAGGUCAACUUUCGCUUCUCAGCAGAGGAUCUGCUAACUUGCUGCGAUGAAUGUGGUGAUGGGUAUGUACAGUUCCCUAAAUCACCUUAGUUCUAGAGCAGAUGCUCAAAUCAUGACAUCAAAUUCUUUUCUGCUCUAUAAAUAUAAAAUAAUUUUUUGUCAAAACUGAAUGCUAACAGGAACUGACAAAUGUCAUCAAAUUUUUUUUAGCCAUUUAAUUUACAUGCAUUUAAUUCUAAAUAAAUUAUUUUUUAUUUUAUUUUAUUAUUAGCUGUCUGAAAUAGCGUUGAAAUUAAAAAAAUAUUGCAUCUUGUUUGUUCCAGCUGUAAUGGUGGCUACCCAGCUUCAGCUUGGGAGUACUACAGACAAACUGGCAUUGUGUCUGGUGGCCCAUACAAUAGCUCCCAGGUAUUAAUGGUUUUGGAACUUAGUCAUUGUACAUGUUAAUCGCAGCAUGUACAAUAUUAAUUAAAUUUGUGUACAUGUCAAUGAAAGCAUUUACCAUUUUAAAUAAAUCAGUGUACAUGGCAAACACAGCUUUUGUCAUAUUAAUUCAGUAAGCAUGUCAAUCCCAGCGUGUACUUUAUUAAUUUAACAUCAUGAUUCUCUGCAGCCUUUGCUAAACAUUUAACCCAGGCCUGCACAACUCAUAAUGUAAGGGGGGCCAUAAGACUUUAUGAAAAACUUGUGCAGGCCAAAAUAAAAUAGGACAGGAGGGAAAGCUAUUACGAAACUAAUAAUAAAAAAUAUUUCUUCACUUCAUGAGCCGCAAAGUGGGUGCUGGUGGGCAUGCGGCCAGCGGGCCGUAUGUUGUGCAGGCCUGAUUUAACCAAUGCAUGUGUAAUUGAAAAGUCAUUAAGUUAUUUCAGAUUUAGUCUAGAUCAGAUGGACAUCAUCUCCCUUAGACUUAUUUUCAUUGAUUCUCUCUCAGGGUUGCCAGCCAUAUUUGAUCCCUGCUUGUGAUCACCAUGUGAUUGGUAAACUGCCACCUUGUGGUAAGGAGGAAGUCCCGACCCCAGAUUGUAAGAAAGAGUGUGAGGCCAACUAUCCCGUCGCCUACAAACAGGACAAGCAUGUUGGUGAGUCAAUCUCAACACUGAAAAUUACCUUACACAUUUACAAUUAUGUGUUGGUGACUGAGCAUAUCUAACUUGCAUGAAUGUUUAUGAAUGUAUGUGUAUGUGUAAUAACCUACUUUGUACAAGGCAAGUAGGUUAUUGCACACACACAUACACAAAUUAAAAAAAAAAUUAUGGAAGAACCAAAUAAUGCUUUACAUUUGCAGGUUCCAAGACGUAUCAAGUCAGUGGUGAGGAGAACAUCAUGCAGGAGUUGGUACAGAAUGGCCCAGUGGAGGCUGCCUUCACUGUUUACAGCGACUUCCUUCAGUACAAAACAGGUCUAGAAACAAUUCUUUAAAAGCACAUUUCUUUUACAACUGAUUGCAACAUUAACACUAGACCUGACCUUUAAAUCAGAUCUUGAAGCCUGAAGCAUUCAUUAUUUAUAUGAUGUAACAUAAUGUCCUGUGAUUUCAGGUGUCUACCAACACACGUCUGGGUCUGCCCUUGGAGGUCAUGCUGUCAAACUCAUGGGCUAUGGUGUAGAGGAUGGCACAAAAUAUUGGCUUGUAGCUAACUCCUGGAACCCUGACUGGGGAGACAAUGGUAUGUUUUCAGAAUCUUCAAUUUAUUUGAAUCUUUUUUCUUGACAUAACUUUAAUUUUACAUUUUUUUGCUGUUUAUUUUGUCAAUAUAGUUAUAUAUAUACAAAUGUAAUUUAAUUUUCCCUCAUUCUAUAGGUUUCUUCAAAAUCCUCCGUGGUCGGGAUGAAUGCGGUAUUGAAAGUCAGAUUGUUGCUGGUGAACCCAGGUUGUAAAGAAAUGAACGCUUUACAGAAAAAUAAUUAUGCCAACCCUGGUGGAUGCUUAAAAUUUUUUUUUUUUGUCUCCUUAUUAUAUCAGCAUACAUUUUUAUUUUAUCUCAAUUUAAAUUGGUUAUUUUUAUUGAAAAGUUGAGAUUAAAAUUGUCUUUCAUUAGGGUUUGAUAUUUUGAAAUGAAAUUAUUUAAAUCUACAGGACAGAUUGCAAUGGAGUAUGUCAACGCUUGCUCUCAUGAUCUGAAGGGUUAUCUAAAACAUUCCUAUGUAGAUACUAAGAAUAAUUUUGGAACGCAGUAUAAAAAAAACAACAUGUACUAUGAUGUACAAAUAAUGUACCAAUUAGGAAAGAAUCAAAGCCAAAUUUUUUUUUUUAAUUGUUUCACCGCUUUCACUUCAUUAUUUUUCAUAGUUGAAUUAAGUUGAUAGACAUAAUAAUUCACAAGGCUUGCUGAAGGGCUUCUCUAGAUUUGUUAGGCUAUUAAAUUUAAUAUUUUCUGCUUUAAUGGCUUUGCUCUAUGUUAACCUUGUUGGUGAUGUCCCAUAUUAUCAUGAAAAUUAGAUGUACACUUGUUCUCAGCGUCAGGCGUAUUUUUUCUUAUGCAUCAUGCCCCGCUAAGGGAUCACUUGGCUGCUCAAAAAAAAAAUUGUACCGGUUUAGAAAUAUCUUUGUCCUAAACAAGCAAUUUAAAGUUCCUUUAUAAUGAAAUGUAUUGGUUAAAAACCGUUUUUUUUUGUGGGUGCAUAAUUUCCAGGCCAAAACAUAGGCCUCUGCCAUUCAUUACUGCUAGAACUAGUAGAAAGUUGGUUUUCAAAUUACAUAUUUUUCUUAUGGGUCUGACUGAAAGUGUUACUUAUUGCAUUCUGCUUUACCUUCAUUCUCCACACAGAUAUUUUAGAUUUUGUUAUUUGUUUGCACUGUUGUAAUGCACUGUGUUCCGAUUUUUUUGUCAGGAAACUCUGAAAAUGUAUUUCAGUUUACAAGCAAGGGUAAAUAACUCAUUAAAAAAAAAUUCAAAGUUGUGGUUCCUGCUCAAUGAAUCCGCAACUGACAGAAUCUUUGUGUGUCUGUGUCAGGGAAUAUUUAGUCAAGCUUGAUCUGUCUUUACAAACUAUUUCCAUUUUCUUUUGACUGCCCAACUAAGGAUCUAAAAUUGUUUCUGUUAAACUGUCUUAACAUAUAUCUUGUCAUUUUAUUAUUCAACAAAUAGAUAUGAGCCAUGGAUGUCAUCCUGAUGGUAUAUUUACAUUUUCAUUCUAGCCAUACCAUCUACACAAAUUGUCCAGUUCAGUGAGGCGUCCAUAUCUUGCACUGAUUAAAAGUGACCUUAGCAAUAAUGUCUUACCCCCCCCCCCCCUUCAUUUUGUAUUUUGGUUGAAUAAUGAAAUUCACAAAUAAAUGAAUUAAAUGUCAAAUAAUUA